Micropterus salmoides (largemouth bass) is the source of this 1271-nucleotide messenger RNA. RefSeq names its product calmodulin-regulated spectrin-associated protein 1-B-like. The transcript has 4 exons. Gene Ontology annotation, cellular component: microtubule minus-end. Gene Ontology annotation, molecular function: microtubule minus-end binding; calmodulin binding. Lineage: Eukaryota; Metazoa; Chordata; Actinopteri; Centrarchiformes; Centrarchidae. The record is from RefSeq and is a predicted model, not a curated record. Gene Ontology annotation, biological process: cytoplasmic microtubule organization; negative regulation of microtubule depolymerization. The annotation marks the transcript as partial.
CUGACCUGAUCUGCAGUACAGAGGAUCGACUCUCUUUGGCGACCGAGGCAGACAGCGUCAUCUCUGGAGGGGCAGAGUCACAGAGAGCUGGAUCUGUGUGCUCAAUGGAGUCGUUCCCCAUGCUGAGCAGGGCGUCCAGCAGGAACAUGGAGAGGGACUGGGAGAACGGCUCUAUAGCCUCUUCCAUCACUUCAGUGGAGUACAAUGGACCUAAACUCUUCAAGGAGCCAAGCUCCAAGUCCAACAAGCCAAUCAUCAUCAAUGCCAUCGCUCACUGCUGUCUGGCUGGAAGGGUUAAUGAGGGCCAGAAGAAUGCUAUUCUGGAGGAGCUGGAAAAGUGCGAGUCGAAUCACUUGAUUAUCCUCUUCCGUGACGGUGGGUGCCAGUUCCGCGCUAUUUACUCGUACUCACCCGACACCGAGGAGAUCAUCAAGUUCACAGGCACAGGGCCGCGUGCUAUCACCCGCAAGAUGAUCGACAAGCUCUACAAAUACAGCUCGGACAGAAAGCAGUUCACCGUCAUCCCCGCCAAGUCUGUGUCGGUCAGCGUAGAUGCCCUGACCAUCCACAAUCACCUCUGGCAGGUCAAGAGACCGGGCAGUGCGCGGAGAAAGUGAGAAGGCAGAAGAGGGAAAGAAAACACUUGUUAUAGUUUCUGUUCUAUCUACUACUGUUGGGCAGGACCCAAUAAUCUUUGAGAUGAUUGACAUGUGGUCAUGUAACUGACAUGUCCCAAAGGGGUAUAUAUCUUUAGAUGUCAGACGGUGGCAGUGUGUGACUAUGAAACACCUGCCAACUGAAUGCUCUAACAUUUCAUGUUUUCAUUUCGUCUCGUUAGCUUUUUAUUCUGCAUGUCACAUGUUCAAAUUUGUGGGUACGUCCUACUUGAGUUAGGCACUAUUGAUGAUUGACUGAUUCUUAUGUAGCAAUGAAGAGGAGAUGGACCCUCGAGUUGAAUACUACUGAAUCUACUUUCAUUAACAAGCAUACUGCUGAUACCAAGUGCAACUACAGACAUGCAAAGGUGAACAUUCACUUGAUUAUGUCUUUUAAAUUUAAAGCUAUUUCAGCUUGGCAAAAAAAACACCCUACUGCUGUGAUUAAUCCAGGCUCCACAUACAGAGCCCCUAUUAUUCACCAGUAACUAUUUAUUACUGGUCAGUGCUUUCAUGAAGAGAGGGAGCUUUGAACAUACAUUUUUAUGUAAGUAUGGAAUGGAUUUUAGUGAGUGGUAACGUCCAGUCUUGUUUUCUAUUUAGUGCGUUUGAGGA